This is a messenger RNA of Aspergillus steynii IBT 23096, 1532 nucleotides long. Its product is annotated as putative exosome complex subunit Rrp46. The transcript is spliced from 2 exons. Gene Ontology annotation, cellular component: nuclear exosome (RNase complex); nucleolus; cytoplasmic exosome (RNase complex). Gene Ontology annotation, biological process: nuclear mRNA surveillance; rRNA catabolic process; U4 snRNA 3'-end processing. NCBI's taxonomy places the organism in Eukaryota, Fungi, Ascomycota, Eurotiomycetes, Eurotiales, Aspergillaceae. The coding region runs from base 346 to 1095 and encodes 249 amino acids. The record is from RefSeq and is a predicted model, not a curated record.
GCAGUGUAUUGCAAUUUUUAUGUUUCUAAAUCGAGAUGAUGCUGAUGAAGAAGAAGAAUGAGAGAAGAAAAGGCGAGGAGAAGAGGAAAGGAAAGAGGGCGGCCAGCGACCAAUCAGCAAACAGCCCGCACCGCCCGAAAUCCGCCAAAAAAUUGCAGCGGAACAAAGCAGUUUCUCUCUCCAUCUUCACUCCAGAUUGACUUCACAUUGACAUUCAAAUUGACAUUCAAAUUGACAUUCAAAUUGACAUUCAAAUUGACAUUGAGAAUCUAAUUUCCCUAUUUCUUCCAAGAAAAUACAUCCAAUCCAUUACCCCCUACGAAUUCCCUCUUUCAUAUCGCCAACAUGGUCGGUCCGACCUCGUCUCUCACCCCCCUCGCGCGCGCCGACGGCUCGGCUUCCUACAAAUGCCCGUCGACCGGAUCGAAUAUCCUGGGAUCGGUGAAUGCUCCAAUCGAGCUGCCAGGCCGUCGGGAUGCUCUCAAGCCCGAGGAAGCGACCGUGGAGGUCUUCGUCAAGCCCGGUACCGCGCCAGGCAGCGUUGGGGAGCGAUACGCCGAAGGAAUCAUCAAGACCAUGCUGGGACGACUGGUUCUCGGAAGGGAGAAAGGAUAUGCGAGACGAGGAGUGGUGGUUACAUUGGCGAUUGUUGGUGGUGAGAGCGCCGGCAGGGGAGACUCGUAUCUGACCCUUCUGCCUGCCCUCCUUCAAACCGCCCUCCUGGCACUACUAUCGGCAUCCGUCCCCCUGUCCAUGACCUACUCCGCGACCGUGCUGGGAGUUGAUUCGUCGGGGAAGAUCACUCGGGAGCCGUCGCCCGCAGAUGCUCAGUCGGCCACGUCGCUGCACGUGCUCGCCUUUUCCUCCAAGGGACAUCUGCUGCUCAACGAAAGCCAGGGCGCAUUCGACUUCGAGACGUGGGAAAAGGUCCGCGCACGUGCCUUGACCAUCUGUCAGGGGACCUUGACGAGCAGCGCGGACGGUGAUAUCGCCAUGGCGGAAGACGCGGACGGCCAACCGUUGGAAGGGACAGUGCGGGAGGCAGUGGAGGACCAACUGCACCAAGACUAUGCCUGGAAAAUCGACGCGGCGUGAAGGAUUGCGGGGGACGAGACAGCACCACGAACACCGAAGGUCGAAUGAUUGCGACCGGGCCGACCACCGAUGCCAGCCUUGGGUACAUGUGUUUUCUUUUUCUUGCAGCCGGCGAUCCGUCCUAGCUCGAUUUGGACCUGCGCCAGAGCUGAUGCCACUUGGCGUAGGCCUCCCUCAUGGGAGCGUGCACGGGGGUCAUUGGCGCCCGCAGACUCCGCAGAGUACGGAGAACCAACCUUUACGAGCCAACGAGGGAUAUGAUAGGAGGGCGGCCACCAAAGGAAUGGGGAUCCAUGCGAGUCAGCCAGCAUAGAUAGAGCGAUCUGACACGCGAGGACGUGAUGUACGGUAUUAGAGACGCUAGCCAACCAACAGGGCAGCCACAUAUGACUGCUGAGAUAUGCCGAAUGCAGAGGAAGGGGAAAUCCGAGCGUGUG